Messenger RNA from Bicyclus anynana (squinting bush brown), 1582 nucleotides. RefSeq names its product ecdysone oxidase-like. The transcript has a single exon. The record is from RefSeq and is a predicted model, not a curated record. Gene Ontology annotation, molecular function: ecdysone oxidase activity; flavin adenine dinucleotide binding. The coding region runs from base 99 to 1550 and encodes 483 amino acids. Lineage: Eukaryota; Metazoa; Arthropoda; Insecta; Lepidoptera; Nymphalidae.
UUUAUUUAAGUAAAUAUGACUGGCAAUACGUAACAAAAAAGGACAGUAAAAGACUUCAAGGAUUACGAAAUAAUCAAGUACGAUGGCCUCGAGGAAAAAUGCUUGGUGGGUGCAGUUCCAUAAAUGCGAUGUUUUACGUAAGAGGAAACGAUUAUGAAUUUGAUACUUGGGGUAAACAAGGAAAUCCAAGCUGGACGUCGGAAAAUGCAAACUACUAUUUUAGAAAAGCUGAAAACUUACAAGAUAUGAAACUUAACGAAGAUCCCUCGGUUUGCUCAGCAUAUGGUCAUGAUGGACCGCUUGUGGUUAAUACCUUUAAUUCAUCGUAUUCAGAAACUGUACAAAACGUAUUAGAUUCAUGGAAUCACAUUGGAGUUAAAAAAGUACUUGAUAUUAAUGCUGCCAAAUAUCAGGGACGUGGUUUAUGUGCCGUAGCUAGAGCAAUUGCUGCGAAUGGAGUAAGACAAAGCACUUAUAAAGCUUACUUGUCUACAGCUACCGACAGAAGUAAUCUGAAAAUUGUUACAAAUGCUUUUGUAACCAAAAUAUUAAUUGAUGAUAACGGGCAAGCCUACGGUGUCGAGUUUGAAAAAAAUGGUAAACAAGAAACGGUUUAUGCUGGUAAGGAAGUUAUUGUUAGUUGUGGAGCUGUAAAUACUCCCCAACUAUUAAUGUUGUCGGGAGUUGGCCCUAAAAAUCACCUGUUAUCGAAAAAUAUAUUCUGUAAAGCUGAUUUGCCUGUUGGUAAGAAUUUGAUAGACCACUCAUACAUUCCUGUUAUAUUUUACGGUGAUAAACCAGGGCCAGACAAAUUUGACCGAACGUACGAGGCAAUGAAAUACCUAUAUGAUAAAACCGGAUUGUUAGCACAGGGAAAUAUAGCAAAUAUGGGUGCUUUUUACUCUAGAAAUGAAAGUCUGAGUUACCCUGAGUUCCAAAGCCACCUUAUAAUAUUUCCACAAAAAUCUUCUGUGGAUGCCGCUCGCGCGUAUCUUAAUGUUUUCAAAGACAGUGUAGUAGAUUCUAUGACACGAUAUCAUGAAAAUAAAACAAUGUACAUUUGCACCAUGCAUGUAUUACAUCCAGAGUCCAGUGGCUCCAUAUAUUUACGAUCAUCAGAUCCACACGAUCAUCCAAUUAUUGAACCCAAUUAUUUGGGCGAUUACAGAGACGUUCGAGCAUCAGUCGACGGUAUAAAAAUCAUUACAAAAUUAUUAGAUACUCCAUAUUUUAAAUCAAUUAACGCUUUUAUUCCUAGAAUUAAUGUGCCACCAUGUAGUAAAUACGAAUACCCAAGUGAUCAGUACUGGGAAUGUUAUUCAAGACAUAUGACACACACUGUCUUCCAUCCUUUAAGAACAGCAAAAAUGGGUCCAAAUCCAAGAGAUUCAGUCGUAAAUAACUACUUACAAGUUCAUGGCAUUGACUUUUUACGUGUUAUAGAUGCUAGUAUAAUGCCGACUCAGACUAGUGGUAACACUAUGGCACCUACCAUCAUGGUUGGAGAAAUGGGCGCUGACAUGGUCAAGAACGACUAUUUUGUGCAGUAGAUAACUGAUAUUACUUAUGAAUCUAACUUAUU